Molecule: messenger RNA, 906 nt
Organism: Candoia aspera
Lineage: Eukaryota; Metazoa; Chordata; Lepidosauria; Squamata; Candoiidae
Product: 5'-3' DNA helicase ZGRF1-like
Exons: 4
Coding region: 64-423 (119 amino acids)
Biological process (GO): double-strand break repair
Cellular component (GO): site of double-strand break; nucleus
Source: RefSeq, a predicted model, not a curated record
UUCUCCAGGCGGUGUGAUGGUUGGAAGUGCAAGCAGGUGGUAUGAUCUUAGUAUGCCCAAAUAAUGGCUUAUCAGGAAUUUAUUGUUUUAUACACACAUCAGAAGACUAAAAAAUCAAAAGUGUGGCAAGAUGGAAUUUUGAAGGCCACAUUUGGAGGAAAUAAGGCAACCUUAUUUGAUGACAAAGGACAGCUCUUGGAUAGUAUUUUCAUAAAGUUUCAGAUAAAACCUGGUGAUGACUUCGAAUCUGAGCAAUAUUUAAUCACUGUAGAAAGUGAAAAUAUUUCCAAAACUGGUUAUAAGAACACAGAACAACAAAAAUUAACAAGUAAUCCCUUGAAAUCCCUUGCUGCUUCAUCUCUAUGCCAUCGAAAGCGAAAAUAUUCUGUAUGUUGUCUUUUCCCUUUCUUUUUUCAUAUGUAACAACUGUGCAAUGAUCUGGGUUUAAGGGAGAAAAGGUGAUUUGUAGCAUAUAGAGGUGCUCAAGUAGUACCUAUCAGCAGAUCUUUAAAGAAUCAUUAUCUUUUCCUCUGUUUGUGCAUUGCCCCCCAAAAGACAUGUUUGCUAAAAGCAGGUGCCAACAGAUGCUAUGUAAGUACCCAUGCUCACUUUGAAUCACCUUUUUCCCCUCUGGUCCCAGCGGGGGUGCUAGGACUCCCAGAACUCUGAGGACUGGUUGUAACCACCAUUCGUACAGUGCCAUCGUAACUUUGAACAGUCACUGAACAAAUAGUCAUAAGUUGAGGACUCUCUGUGAUCAGCCAUGUGCAUGCACACACGACUUUUGGUGAUUUUUCUCCCUUGCCAUCUGCCGUAUCACGUAUAUUACAAUGUGAAGUGGUUCAGAUCAGCCACUAUGUCUCAUACUAGUUACUAAUGCCCUGGUUAUUAUGAGUGCUAACAGCA